AUGCGGGAUCGUCUGGUGACCCCUCGCGGCAGCGGCUCCAGCCUGGGCUGCUCCAGCCUGCUCCCGGGAAAGGGCGCGGAGCGGCUCCAGCCUGCUCCCGGGAAAGGGCGCGGAGCGGCUCCAGCCUGCUCCCGGGAAAGGGCGCGGAGCGGCUCCAGCCUGCUCCCGGGAAAGGGCGCGGAGCGGCUCCAGCCUGCUCCCGGGAAAGGGCGCGGAGCGGCUCCAGCCUGCUCCCGGGAAAGGGCGCGGAGCGGCUCCAGCCUGCUCCCGGGAAAGGGCGCGGAGCGGCUCCAGCCUGCUCCCGGGAAAGGGCGCGGAGCGGCUCCAGCCUGCUCCCGGGAAAGGGCGCGGAGCGGCUCCAGCCUGCUCCCGGGAAAGGGCGCGGAGCGGCUCCAGCCUGCUCCCGGGAAAGGGCGCGGAGCGGCUCCAGCCUGCUCCCGGGAAAGGGCGCGGAGCGGCUCCAGCCUGCUCCCGGGAAUGAGCGCGGAGCGGCUCCAGCCUGCUCCCGGGAAAUGGCGCGGAGAGCGGAGCGGCUCAGCCUGUUCCCGGGAAAGGGCGCGGAGAGCGGAGCGGCUCAGCUUGCUCUCGGGAAAGGGCGCGGAGAGCGGAGCGGCUCAGCCUGCUCUCGGGAAAGGGCGCGGAGAGCGGAGCGGCUCAGCCUGCUCCCGGGAAAGGGCGCGGAGAGCGGAGCGGCUCAGCCUGUUCCCGGGAAGGGACGCGGAGAGCGGAGCGGCUCAGCCUGCUCUCGGGAAAGGACGCGGAGAGCGGAGCGGCUCAGCCUGCUCCCGGGAAAGGGCGCGGAGAGCGGAGCGGCUCAGCCUGUUCCCGGGAAGGGACGCGGAGAGCGGAGCGGCUCAGCCUGCUCUCGGGAAAGGGCGCGGAGAGCGGAGCGGCUCAGCCUGUUCCCGGGAAGGGACGCGGAGAGCGGAGCGGCUCAGCCUGCUCUCGGGAAAGGGCGCGGAGAGCGGAGCGGCUCAGCCUGUUCCCGGGAAGGGACGCGGAGAGCGGAGCGGCUCAGCCUGCUCUCGGGAAAGGGCGCGGAGAGCGGAGCGGCUCAGCCUGUUCCCGGGAAGGGACGCGGAGAGCGGAGCGGCUCAGCCUGCUCUCGGGAAAGGGCGCGGAGAGCGGAGCGGCUCAGCCUGUUCCCGGGAAGGGACGCGGAGAGCGGAGCGGCUCAGCCUGCUCUCGGGAAAGGGCGCGGAGAGCGGAGCGGCUCAGCCUGUUCCCGGGAAGGGACGCGGAGAGCGGAGCGGCUCAGCCUGCUCUCGGGAAAGGGCGCGGAGAGCGGAGCGGCUCAGCCUGUUCCCGGGAAGGGACGCGGAGAGCGGAGCGGCUCAGCCUGCUCUCGGGAAAGGGCGCGGAGAGCGGAGCGGCUCAGCCUGUUCCCGGGAAGGGACGCGGAGAGCGGAGCGGCUCAGCCUGCUCUCGGGAAAGGGCGCGGAGAGCGGAGCGGCUCAGCCUGUUCCCGGGAAGGGACGCGGAGAGCGGAGCGGCUCAGCCUGCUCUCGGGAAAGGGCGCGGAGAGCGGAGCGGCUCAGCCUGUUCCCGGGAAGGGACGCGGAGAGCGGAGCGGCUCAGCCUGCUCUCGGGAAAGGGCGCGGAGAGCGGAGCGGCUCAGCCUGUUCCCGGGAAGGGACGCGGAGAGCGGAGCGGCUCAGCCUGCUCUCGGGAAAGGGCGGGACGGGGCGCGGAGCGGCUCAGCCUGCUCCAGCCUGCUCCCGGGAAGGGGCGCGGAGCGGCUCAGCCUGCUCUCAGGAAGGGGCGCGGAGAGCCGGCAGGGAAGGAAAGGCUCCGUCGUGCCCUGUGGGAGCGUCUGCCAGCCCCUGA
This is a messenger RNA of Ficedula albicollis (Collared flycatcher), 1827 nucleotides long. Its product is annotated as spidroin-1-like. Lineage: Eukaryota; Metazoa; Chordata; Aves; Passeriformes; Muscicapidae. The transcript has a single exon. The coding region runs from base 1 to 1827 and encodes 608 amino acids. The record is from RefSeq and is a predicted model, not a curated record.